AUGAAUGAAUUGCUGGCAAUUAUUGCAAUUGUCAUUCUUUGUUGUUUGAUGUUUUUCGCGUGGCUUCUUUCGAUGGCAAUUUGCCCGGAUGCAAUGGUUAAUCUCCUUUCUGGAAGAAAAGAAAGAUAUUGUCCGUCAAACGACUCGAACGAACUUAUUGCAAAAUGCGAAGAAGCGAACAUAAGUCAUGAGUUCCUUAAAAAUGUGGUAUCGGCCGAGAAAAUCGAAAAAAUUCCGCCGCUUCCGACAAGAAGAUCGAGUGAUAAGAAGUUGAGUGUAGUUCCAGAAGCAGAUGAGCAGUCAACGAUUCAAUCGACAAUCCAUUCAAUUCGUCCAACAAUUCUACGUCGUCAACCGUUUAAUCCAGGAGAAUUGGAAGAAGAGAGCGAAGGACCGUCUGAAACAGUCUAA
Messenger RNA from Caenorhabditis bovis, 411 nucleotides. NCBI's taxonomy places the organism in Eukaryota, Metazoa, Nematoda, Chromadorea, Rhabditida, Rhabditidae. The record is from the annotation of a GenBank genome assembly.